Rhododendron vialii is the source of this 1889-nucleotide messenger RNA. RefSeq names its product sucrose-phosphatase 2-like. Lineage: Eukaryota; Viridiplantae; Streptophyta; Magnoliopsida; Ericales; Ericaceae. Bases 484 to 1509 code for a protein of 341 amino acids. Gene Ontology annotation, molecular function: magnesium ion binding; sucrose-phosphate phosphatase activity. The record is from RefSeq and is a predicted model, not a curated record. Gene Ontology annotation, biological process: sucrose biosynthetic process. The transcript is spliced from 8 exons.
UUACAGAAAAUAUCAAAAUGGAUUCUCCAUUUCUCCUCCAUCAACUAGAUCAUAAUAUUGUGCUAGAGCACCAAAAACUAGCUUAAACGGACUAUUCAUGGCUAACAAUUUCUCUGACCUAAUUUCCCUUCGUAACAAAUUUUCUAAACAGAGUCAUGUACUGGCUUUCUCAUUUUGGGUAUCUCUAAUCAGGACAGUAAUGAUAUCCAUAAUUGCAGCGUUGAGGGUGUUUCUAGAAUGGACAGACUUAAUGGUUCUGCAAGCCUCACGAUAGUUUCAGACCUAGACUAUACAAUGGUAGAUCUUGAUGGUACUGAGAACCUCGCUCUUCUUAGAUUUAAUGCCUUGUGGGAAGCCUAUUAUCAUCACGAUUCCCUGCUGGUUUUCUCAACUGGAAGGUGACCUACCAUCUACAAACAGUUGAGGAAAGAGAAACCCUUGUUAACCCCUGAUAUAACAGUGCUGUCUGUGGGAACUGAGAUUAUGUACGGUGAAUCAAUGAUACCAGAUAGCGACUGGGAACAGCUUCUUAAUAAAAAUUGGAACAGGUAUAUAGUUACUGAAGAAACAGUUAAGUAUCCUGAACUUAGUUUGCAGUCAGAAACGGAGCAAAGACCUCACAAGGUUAGCUUUUAUGUGGAGAAAGUUCAUGCUUUGAAAAUAACGAAGGCUCUAUCAGAAAGUCUGCAACAGCGUGGGCUAGAUGUGAAAAUCAUUUAUAGCGGUGGAAUAGCAUUGGAUGUAUUACCUCAAGGAGCUGGUAAAGGACAGGCUCUUGCAUAUCUGAUAAAGAAGUUCCAAACCUAUGGAAAACCCCCUCUUUGCACUCUUGUUUGUGGCGACUCUGGAAAUGAUGCCGAACUGUUUAGUGUUCCUAAAGUCUAUGGUGUGAUGGUCAGUAACGCACAGGAAGAGUUGUUGGAGUGGCAUGCAGAAAAUGCAAAGAGUAAUCCUAACAUUAUUCUUGCUUCGGAAAGAUGUGCUGCUGCGAUAAUACAAGCUAUUGGUUAUUUCCACCUAGGCCCAAGCAUAUCUCCAAGAGAUGUUUCAGACUUUUCAGAAUGCAAAGAGGGAAGUUUUAAUCCUGGUCAUGAGGUAGUGAUGUUUUACUCGUUUUAUGAAAGAUGGAGGCGUGCAGAGGUCCAGAAGACUGAGCAAUCUAUGCAGAAACUUAGGCUUUCCUUUUAUCCAUUGGGCAUCAUUGUUCAUCCUUCUGGAUUUGAGCAACCACUUCAUCAGUACAUAGAUGGGGUGCAGAGGUCUUAUGGAGACAAGCAGGGAACACAAUUUCGAGUGUGGUUGGAUCGAGUUUCUUCAGCACAAAUUGGUGUAGAUAUAUGGCUGGUGAAGUUUGACAAGUGGGAGCUGUCCGGCGAGGAGCAGGAAUGCUGCCUGACCACAGUUUUACUUCGUUCAAAGCAGACGGAAGUACCAAAUGGGUUCAUAUGGAUGCACGUGCAUCAGACUUGGUUAGAUAAAUCAGGGUUGGAAGAUCGAACUGCUGAAUAGGUGAGCUGCGCAUUCCCCUGACCGGCUGACCAUAAGGGCUUGUUGUUUGACGGGACUAAGGUAUAUAACUUCAUAUAGGAUAUCGAAUCCCAUCGGACUAUAACUUCAUAUAUACAAUGCCAUACACUCAUGGUAUUGUGUAUCCUACACUUCGUGAGACUAUAUAUCAGGUGCAUGUUUAAGCCUGAUCGUAAGAAUUCUGAUAAAAAACAGAUUUGUAGCCCCAUUGGAUAUACAGAUUAUCGUCCACUCCGAUGUCCAUAUACGAUCAAACAAGCUGGUCCUAUGUAUUUCAGUCCAUAACUUCAAUGAAAUGAACCUUUGUGUCCUCUCAGAUGCAUAGAUUCUUAUUUGGUUUCACAAAGUUGAUACUAUGACCG